GAUAUUCAACUGUACUUACUACUCAACUGUAAUCUGUCAGGAUUGUGCUAAAAUAUAUUUCCCCCAACUAUAUUUAAGUUCCCUAUUAAGAGCCAACCUUCAAUUUAGUAAAUUCCUGUUUUAUUCUCGUUUAUUCCCAUAAAUUCCCGUUAAUUCCGAUGGACUAAAACAAAUUAAAAUGCAUUGCGCUUCACUCGCCCACCUCCAGGGGGCGAUACUGCCAAUCUCGACAGUUCGACGACUCCGCACCCGGAAGAGCUGUAAGAAUUGCAUGGCAUGUGAGCGUCUGCCAACUUCUGUCACCUAAAAAGAACCUGUGAUCUGCGUUUGAGGACUUCUCUUUGGCCAACAUGUCUUCGAAAUGCCAAGAUAACAACGACAACUUUGAAGAACAAUCUACAGUGAAGGAGGAGCUGAACAGAAAGAUCAAGGAGCAGAAGGUUGUGGUGGACGAGCUUUCAAAUCUGAGGAAAAACAGAAAAGUCUACAUCCAGCAGAGGAACAGCAACAUAUUCUUCCUAGCAGACAGAGGUCAGACACUGAGCUCAAGCAAACAGGAACUGGACUACAUGAAGAAGGAGCUACAGGAUAUGUGAGACUUCACGGCUCGGCUUGUCUCCGCAAUAAUGUGCGGCAUAUUUUGUCUGCUAAGUGUUUCCCCCGCUCAGAUUGAGUGGGACGAAACGGUUCAUGAACAUUUGAAGAGAAGAGGACCCAACUUCAGUCAGGAUCUCACAGUUGGAGAUACGAAUCCAGGUUAUCAGUGUUUGUUCUCUGCCCAUGUUCUUCACAUGAGAGGUCUCCUCACUCCUCAGCCGGUUCAGGACGAUGCCGGAAAUGUCCUUUUGUGGAAUGGGGAGAUUUUUGGAGGCGUCCCUGUGGCGCCAGAAGACAAUGACACCGCUGUGGUCUCUCAGCGUCUUUCCUCCUGCAACAGCUCUUUAGAGAUUCUAUCCAUUCUGUCCUCUAUACGUGGACCAUGGGGGUUUAUGUACCUCCAGAAGUCUGCAGACUGCCUCUGGUUCGGCAGAGACUUCUUUGGUCGGAGGAGUUUGAUGUGGAGAUUUGAUGCAGACUUAAACGCCUUGACUCUGACUUCAGUGGCAGCCUGCAGUUCUGGACCUGAUCAGUCUGCUUGGAAAGAAGUCCCAGCAGUUGGUGUGUACAGGAUUGAUCUGAAAGCAGCCACAGAAGCUGGUCCUAUGAAGAUUGAGGUUUUCCCGUGGGCUCGUGGGCUCGUUGAUCUCAUCUCAGGCUGCAGUGAAGCUGUUUUGAAGUCUGUGCCGAGCGGUUGCAGAGCUGUGAUGAACCCAGAAGACCAGGUGCUGCCCUCACCUGUAUGUCCUCUCAAUACAUCCAUCCCAGAGUCAAUAAAUACAGAAGAAGUUCAUCCAGACUCAUGCUCCAACGAUCUGGAGCAGCUCCUUGCAACCAAAGAGAAAAACAAUGAAGUGAAUCGUCUUAUCGAUGUUCUCAGUGAGGCAGUGAGACGACGUGUUCAGUCUCUGCCUUUCAGGAUGCAGGACGAUAACCCUCCUUCUGACGAGCAGGCUAAUGUGGCUGUACUUUUCUCAGGAGGUAUUGACUCAAUGAUUCUAGCUGUGUUAGCUGACCGUCAUAUCCCUGCUCUUCAACCCAUAGACCUCCUCAAUGUAGCCUUCAAACAACUGGAGCCAAAGAGGCAGAAAGAGUCUACAAAGAAACCUAAAAAGGACAAAAAUAAACCGACAGAUGAGAAACCUGGAGCUGACAGCCAGGUUCACAAUCCUUUUGAUGUCCCAGACAGGAUCACAGGAAGAGCUGGUCUCAAGGAACUGCAAGACUUGAAUCCUGAAAGAAGGUGGAACUUUGUUGAAGUCAACGUAACGCAGGAGGAGCUGCAGGAGAAGCGGCAGGAGCGUGUUCGUCAUCUGGUGCAUCCACUGGACACGGUGCUGGAUGACAGUAUCGGAUGUGCUGUGUGGUUCGCAGCCAGAGGGAAAGGCUUCAUCGCAGAGGAGGGAGAGCAGAGGCCCUUCACAUCAGCAGCAAAGGUGAUUUUAACAGGGAUUGGAGCAGAUGAGCAGCUUGCAGGUUACUCCAGACACAGAGUCCGAUUUAAUAAAUCUGGAUUCGAGGGACUGAUCCAGGAACUUGCCAUGGAGCUAGAUCGGAUCCCUUCCAGGAAUCUGGGCAGAGACGACCGAGUGAUCGCAGACCAUGGGAGAGAGGCAAGGUUCCCCUACUUGGAUGAGGAUGUUGUGAACUACUUGAACUCUCUGCCCGUGUGGGAGAAAGCAGACCUGACGCUUCCUCGAGGCGUCGGGGAGAAACUCCUCCUGAGGCUGACGGCGAAGCAGCUCGGUCUCGGCCAAUCAGCCAUCCUGCCAAAGAGAGCAAUGCAGUUCGGCUCCCGCAUCGCAAAGAUGGAGAACAAACACGAAAAGGCCUCUGACAAAUGCAACAGACUCUUUACGGAGUAGACAAUAAAAUAGAAUCAGUUUAAUAGAAAAUAUCUGUUGUAAAAUUACAAACAAGAAAUACUUAAAGGCAUAUUUAUAGAUUUUCUGUCACAGACACAUUCUUCAAGUUAACCGAUGAUUCAUUUGAUGAUUUUUAUCUUGGAUGUUUCCCAACAUGAUGAAUUAAACGUGUGAUUUUGUUCUUUUGAAUUAUGUCUACACCA
This is a messenger RNA of Notolabrus celidotus (New Zealand spotty), 2665 nucleotides long. RefSeq names its product asparagine synthetase domain containing 1 (gene asnsd1). The transcript is spliced from 6 exons. Gene Ontology annotation, molecular function: asparagine synthase (glutamine-hydrolyzing) activity. The record is from RefSeq and is a predicted model, not a curated record. NCBI's taxonomy places the organism in Eukaryota, Metazoa, Chordata, Actinopteri, Labriformes, Labridae. The coding region runs from base 627 to 2462 and encodes 611 amino acids.